Purpureocillium lilacinum is the source of this 852-nucleotide messenger RNA. RefSeq lists its product as uncharacterized. NCBI's taxonomy places the organism in Eukaryota, Fungi, Ascomycota, Sordariomycetes, Hypocreales, Ophiocordycipitaceae. Gene Ontology annotation, biological process: cellular response to oxidative stress. Gene Ontology annotation, molecular function: glutathione disulfide oxidoreductase activity. Gene Ontology annotation, cellular component: Golgi lumen; fungal-type vacuole; cis-Golgi network. The record is from RefSeq and is a predicted model, not a curated record.
AUGCCGUCCCCCCGCCGCCUCCGGCUCGUCAUGCUCGCCGCCGUCCUCACCGUCGUCCUCAUCCUCUUCUACUCGUCGGGCCUCGACGACAGCAAAAAGGACACGCGCUCCUUCCAGGACUUUUACCACAAGACCAUGGACGGCAUGAGCAAGAAGGGGUCAACGUCGCCACCGUCGCCGCAGGGCCAGGCCGUGCUCGACUCCAAGACGGGCGCCAAGGCCGGCCACAUCCCCGCCGACACGGACGGCGACGGCGACGUCGACGAGGAUGACCGCCGCGCGUCCGCCGGCACCAAGGAGCGCCUCCGCCAGGCCGAGCAAAAGGCAAAGGACCUGGCCAACGAGAAGUCGCCCCUCAAGCCGGACCCCCCGAGCGAGGUCGUCGGCAAGGGGAACUCGGCGGACGGGCAGGUCAAGAAGCCUGCUGCGGGCGGUGCGGGAACGGUCGGCAAGGCCAAGGAUGCGCCGGCCAAGGAGUCCAAGGAGGAGAAGGAGAUUGACGCGGAGCUGAAUGCCAUUCUGAAAAAGGCACCAGUCAUCAUCUUCUCCAAGUCCUACUGCCCCUACUCCAAGCGCGCCAAGGGCAUCCUCCUCGAAAAGUACGCCAUCACGCCCGCGCCCUACGUCGUCGAGCUAGACGAGCACCCUCAGGGCCGCCAGCUGCAGGACCGCCUCAAGCUCAAGACGGAGCGCGGCACCGUCCCCAACGUCAUCAUCAACGGCGUCAGCAUCGGCGGCAGCGACGAGAUCGUCGAGCUCGACAACGCCGACAAGCUCGUCGCCCGCAUCAAGGGCCUGGCCGGCAAGCGCGUCGCCGUGGCGGAGCGCUUCAGCGCCGGGGGAGGGAAAUGA